This is a messenger RNA of Suillus subaureus, 1497 nucleotides long. RefSeq names its product L-tyrosine:2-oxoglutarate aminotransferase. Lineage: Eukaryota; Fungi; Basidiomycota; Agaricomycetes; Boletales; Suillaceae. The transcript has 7 exons. The record is from RefSeq and is a predicted model, not a curated record. The coding region runs from base 1 to 1497 and encodes 498 amino acids. Gene Ontology annotation, molecular function: pyridoxal phosphate binding; transaminase activity. Gene Ontology annotation, biological process: biosynthetic process.
AUGGAGGAAUCGCAAAUUGACAGCAAUGGCACUGACAACGGGGACAUUGACCUUUCGCACCACCUAUCGGAUGAGGCUAGGAAUCGAGUUGCCAACCCGCUGAAAGACAUCUUGCGGGUGAUCAGCGAAUGUCCAGUCACUGAUCUAAUCAGUAUGGCAAAUGGUGAUCCUCAUCAUUCGCUCUAUCCUUUCCGGCAAAUCAUGUACGAAGUACCAUCUGUACAGGACGCACCUGAUCCAGUCACUUCAUGGCGGAACAACUCCGGGCUCGCACAGAUCAUACGUUCCUACAGAGAUCAGGAGUGCGCGCUAUCCAUUCGCGACGCCUUCCCGUAUUCCCGGGCUGCUGGACUUAAACAGUGCAGAGAUGUACUCACUGACUUCACGAAGCUGAUAUUCGCUCCGCCGAAUCAUCAUGUGUUGUUGACAUUGGGGAACUCUGAUGGUAUCACGAAGGUUUUUCGCCUCUUCGGGGAGAAGGGUAUGACAAACUCUCCUCUUGCAUACGGCGUCAAGUGGGUUGGUGUCAAGAUGGAUUCUGGUGGUAUUAUUCCUGAGGAGCUAGAAAGAGUUCUCGUCAAAUGGGACGAGGUGAAACUGGGACGACGACCUCGUGUUCUCUAUAUUAUCCCGGUUGGCCAGAAUCCUACUGGAUCAACAUUGAGCGUGGAUCGUCGCAAGAAGAUCUAUGCCAUUGCGCAAACAUGGGAUUUAAUUAUCAUAGAAGACGAUCCUUACUAUUUCCUGCAAUAUGACAUCCUUCAAACGAACUGCGCGCCAACAGAUCCUGAUGAAUUUAUUAAGAAUUUUCGAAGCACCUUGAUACCUACAUUCUUGUCAAUGGAUGUUGACGGCCGUGUGCUUCGCAUCGACACGUUCAGCAAAGUGCUUGCCCCCGGAAUGCGAUUGGGCUGGAUCACAAGCAACAAACUUUUCCACCUAAAGUUGGCAGAUUAUACAGAUUCAUCAACCCAGCCGCCACACGCCUUCGGGCAGAUGUUCGUCACCGAGAUGCUUAGCGAACAUGGCUGGAAAGUCGAGGGCUUCUGUCGGUGGUUGAAAAGCUUACGCUUGGACUACCAGAGCCGGCGUGAUUUCCUGCUCGACGUUUUCCAGCGCGAAGUAGAAUCUACCGGUUAUGCUAGCAUAAACCGCCCCGAAGCAGGGAUGUUUGUGUGGAUAGAAGUUUUUUUCGAAAAACAUCCUCGUUUCGUUCGCGAACGGUAUUCUGGUGGUUCGCCUGUUGUUGCACGGACUAAUACGGAACAGCUCCUGAAGGAGCUUUUUGAGAGGUUGAUGAAUACUCAAGGCGUUGUAUUCAUACCGUCUUCCAUGUUUGCUAUUCCAGAAAAUCCCCUAUGGGUGGAAAGCGACGGGCAUGUGCCAUUGAGCGAUCGCAGCAGGUUUCUACGCGCAGCGUUCGCUGGUACUGAGGAUAUCAUGGAGAAGGGUAUGAUACGCCUUGGUCAAGGUUUGCGAGAAUUCUUUCAAAAUUAG